AUGUUUGCAGCAGUUUUUCUGUGCUCUUUAUUCGUUGUCCUUCACUCUGGUUCUGUGAAUUUCUGUCGGGAAGCUACGGACUGUCGCUCAUGUGCAGAAUCCUACACUCAAGUUUUUGGAUUUCGGGAGCACUGCAGGUGGUGCGUGGACGCCAACCUUUGUGUUGGUCCUCUUUCAUGCCCAUUUGGAAAGCCAGUUGUACAACGUGACUCUUUCCGAUGUCCAGCAAAGAAGAGAGAACUUGGUUUAACGCCAGAUUUGACUAUCAUCGUGGCUUAUGCUAAAGCAUCAAGCUACGAAGGUAAAGGAGGAGAGAGAGAAGAGAGAGAAAAAGGAGUUGAAAUUUUCUAUAUGGACCUGGAGAAGACUGUUUUGAAGUUUAUCGAGAUAUCGCGAAAGUACAAGAUGCCGCUGUGCCUCCUAUUCAUCGACUUAAAGGCCUUCAGCUCAGUUGAGACGGAGCCGGACAUAGAAGCAUUGGACAACGCAAGUGCCCAUACUCAGCAAAUAAAGACACAGGCACCAAGAAUUGUGCAGUAA
Molecule: messenger RNA, 540 nt
Organism: Necator americanus (New World hookworm)
Lineage: Eukaryota; Metazoa; Nematoda; Chromadorea; Rhabditida; Ancylostomatidae
Exons: 4
Coding region: 1-540 (179 amino acids)
Source: RefSeq, a predicted model, not a curated record